AGCAUGUGUUUUCCUUUUCAGCGUUUUCUGUUUUGCUUUUAAUUUUCAAUCUAAAACAAUUAGCCUCCAAGCAAACAGAAACAAUUUCAAUUUUUAGAAAAAUAUCCCCCGAUAGCAAAGGUAAUUUUCUAGAAUAAUGGAAAAACAUAAAGGUAAAGCUCUUGAAACACAAAUAAACACUGACGCAAAAAUAACUACAAAGAAAAGCAAGCGAAGACUAGCAAACGAUGGGGAAGAAACGCCUUCGAAAAAAUCGCACCUUGAUCCACCUGAAGCCAUAACUGCCGGAACAACUAUCGAACAAGCAGCCUCGUUGCCUUUGGCCGGAUCAACCGCAAAACGGGCUAAGCGGCGGGAGAAGCACGCCAAAAAUCAGAAAGUAAAGCGAGAGAAAAAUAAAAAUCGUGAAAAACAAGACAUCUGCCAAUACCUUCAAACGUGGAACGAUAACCGGGAAAAGUGGAAAUUUCAAAAACUGAAACAAAUCUACAUCCAAGAGCAUGUGUUCGAUGAGGACCUCCUGGAUGACAGCAUCUGGCCGCUGGUGCUAGAUUAUCUUUCUGGCAUGAAGGGUUCGGGUAAGGAAGCUUUGUCGGACCGGGCCAAAGCAAUUAUGAAGGAAAUUGAUCGUCAAACAAAGGAUACCGGUGAUAGCUCACUUUUGGACGGAAGCAAAUACCGGCGAGCGAGAGAACUGUUACAAUACUUAGGAUAAUUAAGAUAACUCGCAAUACAUUAAUUGUAUCAUUAAACUUA
Messenger RNA from Wyeomyia smithii (pitcher-plant mosquito), 756 nucleotides. RefSeq lists its product as uncharacterized. Lineage: Eukaryota; Metazoa; Arthropoda; Insecta; Diptera; Culicidae. The record is from RefSeq and is a predicted model, not a curated record. The transcript is spliced from 2 exons. Bases 137 to 715 code for a protein of 192 amino acids.